GACGUGGCAAUGAUGAAUUUUACGUAUAUAGGGUCUGGUCGUUUCUGUCUUCAUUUGUCAUUCGGAACAAUUGUCUCGGUUGAGGUCGUGGGCACGUUGCAGGGCCGAAUCCCGUAAAGCUCACGUUCCCUUCGAGUUGAGGCGGUUGGCAAGGAUCUUCUCGGCCUUGACCGACCGGACGAGAGAACAAUGCUGUUCCAAAGAUUACCUUGUUUCCUUGCGCAAUUCGUGUCAAAAAUCGGUGCUAUUGAACUGGGUGGAUUUAUUGCGGUGUUUGUCUGGGAGUACCAUUUUUCAUGGCUGAACACAUACAGUGGCUAUUUAUAUCAUUCCUUGUCUGCGCUUCCCUGUAUCUUCUUGUGUAUGUGUAGCAAUCGAGUGGUCAUCUGCCUCUUGCCCCGCUGUAUAACCAGCGGCAAUGAAAUAUUUUACAUCAAGAAUAUGGGCAAUCAGGUAGCACGGCGUAGAAUAACCAAGUAAGUAGCCAGUAGAUCGUAGUUCGUAGAACCGGUCCAUCC
Aspergillus neoniger CBS 115656 is the source of this 518-nucleotide messenger RNA. RefSeq lists its product as uncharacterized. NCBI's taxonomy places the organism in Eukaryota, Fungi, Ascomycota, Eurotiomycetes, Eurotiales, Aspergillaceae. The record is from RefSeq and is a predicted model, not a curated record. The transcript has a single exon. Bases 190 to 480 code for a protein of 96 amino acids.